Ogataea polymorpha is the source of this 597-nucleotide messenger RNA. RefSeq lists its product as uncharacterized. The transcript has a single exon. Gene Ontology annotation, cellular component: GINS complex. Gene Ontology annotation, biological process: double-strand break repair via break-induced replication; DNA-templated DNA replication. The annotation marks the transcript as partial. NCBI's taxonomy places the organism in Eukaryota, Fungi, Ascomycota, Pichiomycetes, Pichiales, Pichiaceae. The record is from RefSeq and is a predicted model, not a curated record.
GAGGACGUGCGGCUGCUGCUGGACGCCUGGAUCAAGGAGCGUACGGUGCCGGAACUGCUGCCGUACGAACAGGAAUUAAUUGAUCGCAUCCUGAUCCGUAUCCGCAAACAGAUCGAGCUGAUCGAGAUGAACUCGAUCGAACUGCAGACGCACGAAAGAGAAAUCAAGCUGCGUCUCGUGGUGAUCGAGUCUGAGCUUGACCGCGUCCAAUUCAUCAUCAGAUCGUACACCAGAACGCGACUCCAGAAAAUUGACAAAUACUCGCUCUACAUCCGCUCAAACGACAAAGAAACCGCCAAACUCAGCAACAACGAGUUUGCAUACAUGGAGCGGCAUCUGGAGCUGCUGCUGGAGCUGUAUAACUCGCAGUUCAUGAAAAACCUGCCGGAGUCGUUGCAGGCCAUCGACGAGACGGGGGGCGGUGUGUCGAUGAUCGAUGAGCCGGACCUGGACCGCCCCGUGUUCGUGCAGGCGACGGCAGAGAACGUAGUUGAGGUGGACGACGAGGAGAUCGAGCUCACCAAAAACGGCAUCUACGUGGUUCGCUACCGCGCGGUGAAGGACUUGGUGGAAACAGGCGAUGUACGGGUGUUGUAA